Molecule: messenger RNA, 2259 nt
Organism: Nematolebias whitei (Rio pearlfish)
Lineage: Eukaryota; Metazoa; Chordata; Actinopteri; Cyprinodontiformes; Rivulidae
Product: signal transducer and activator of transcription 1-alpha/beta-like
Exons: 23
Coding region: 1-2259 (752 amino acids)
Biological process (GO): regulation of transcription by RNA polymerase II; regulation of cell population proliferation; type I interferon-mediated signaling pathway
Molecular function (GO): DNA-binding transcription factor activity, RNA polymerase II-specific; RNA polymerase II cis-regulatory region sequence-specific DNA binding
Source: RefSeq, a predicted model, not a curated record
AUGGCGCAGUGGCAGAACCUGUUGAAGCUGGACUCUGCUCUCCAGAACCAGGUCCGGCAGCUAUAUGAAGGCCGGUUCCCCAAAGUAAUCCGGCACUGGGUCUCCAACUGGAUUGAGAAACAAGACUGGGAUUCUGCAGCUGUUGAUGAGAAUGCAGCGAGAACUUGUUACCAGGCUUUUUUGGACAACUUGGAGGAACAGUGGAACUGUUCUGUCCAGGAGAACAACAUCCUGCAGGCGCCGGAUUUUAGGUGGAUGAAGGACUAUUUGGUGGAACAUUUCCAGGAUGAUUGGAUGAACUUGGCUAGAAUUUUGUCAGACUGCCUGAAGGAGGAGAGGAAGAUCCUUGAUUCAGCUACUCAGAGCUGCAACGAUAAGUCGGCCAUGCCUCAGAAGUGGGGACAGUUGGACAGCAAAGUCUUCGAUCUAAAGAGGAAGAUAUUGGAGCUGAAGAAGGAGAUCAAAACGCUGGAGGGUCGGAACGAAAAGCUCGACUUCAUCCAGAAAACCUGGCAAAGCAACGUGGAGCAGAAUACUGACCUGGCCCGGAUCCAAGCUAAAAUGGUGGAGGAGGGAUGUAACAAACAAACCAUGUUAAUCACACAAGCAAAGCAGACUGUGCUGCAGCAGUUGGUGAACAUUUUGAAUGAAAUGGCCCAAACUGUGGCAACGCUCACCAACGAGGAGCUUCCUGAGUGGAAGCGCAGGCAGCAGCUGUCCUGCAUUGGAAGUCCAGUGGACACCAGUCUGGAACUCCUCCAGAAGUGGUUCACGGCUGUUGCUGAGGUGCUGCUCGGAGUCCGUGAGCAGCUGGAGAAGCUGCAGGACCAGAACAAGAAAUACAGCAGAGCCGACAUCUCUGCUCCGAUUGCAGAGCUCAAUAAAUUUGCCCUUUUUUUGAUCACAAAGCUUCUCACAAAUGCUCUGGUGGUGGAGAAACAACCCAUAAUGCAGAAUUUACCACAGCGGCCUCUCAUACUGAAGACCAGGGUGCAAUUCAAGGUUACCGUACGGUUUUUGGCAAACCUUCCUGAUUUUAAGUUUCUACUAAAAGUCAAACCUGUAUUUGACAAGGAUGUUGACGAAGCCAAGACUGGGUUUCGUCACUUUGACUUCACCAGGGACAACAGUAAGGUGUUGGAUGUGGACUCACCAGGUGGAGGCUUGGUGGCAGAAUUUGAGCACAUGUCACUCAAAGAAAAACUUAAACGAACUAAAGGAUUGCAUGAGAGUCCUGUUGGAGUCACUGAAGAACUCCACAUUUUACGAUUUGUGACAGUUUUGCAACUUGCUGGGCAGACGUUUAACAUUGAGGCUAGCUCCUUGCCGGUGGUUGUUGUCUCCAGUUCCAGUCAGGUUCCCAGUGCCUGGGCCUCCAUCAUGUGGUGGAACAUGCUGUCCACCAAUGGACCAAUGAACCUGUCGCUGUUUGCCGAUCCUCCUCCGAUCUCCUGGCAGCAGCUGUCACAACUUCUGAGCUGGCAGUUUUUGUCUGUCGGCCAGCGAGGGCUUGAUGAGGAUCAGCUUUCCAUGCUCAGAGACAAGUUUGUGGAUAAUCCUGAAGGUCUUGUGCACUGGAGCAAGUUCUCCAAGGAUGAAAAUGUCUGGAUUUGGAUCGACGGAAUCCUGGAUCUGAUUAAAAAACACUUGUCGGAUCUUUGGCGUGUCGGAGCCAUCAUGGGGUUCGUGAGCCGAUAUAGGACGAGCAUCCUGCUGCAGGAUAAACCGACCGGGACCUUUCUGAUCCGGUUUAGUGAGAGCAUCCAAGAUGGAGCCAUCACCUUCAGCUGGGUGGACCACUCCAGUGGAGACACACGUGUGCACGCCGUACAGCCGUACACCAAGAAAGAGCUGUCCGUUUUAUCUCUGCCGGACGCCAUCAACCGCUACACUUUGACCACCCAUGAAAAGAGCUUCAACCCUCUGAUGUAUCUUUACCCCGACAUCCCCAAAGACACGGCCUUCGGACGCUACUACAACGUCUCCGGACCUCCUACAACAAACAACAAGCUUAAAGAAUAUUUGGAAAGACAUCUUUCUAGUGUUUCAAUCAACCCAACCCCCCCUCCGUCUCCGCCCCGCGAGGUGGAGCCCAUGAAUGUGGACGGUGUGGACCUUGAAGACAUCAACCCAUCUAUAGACGAGUCAUUCUGCGAUUUACUCGAUUUCUUACACGACUACUCAUUUCAGUCCAAUCAGCUCCUUCUGCUGUCGCCUCGGGACACUUUUAACAAUCCCUGCUUCUCAUCCCAAACCUGA